CAGGUCACCAUUGUUGUCCCUCCGACUCCACCGAUGUGGCUCUGCAGGAAACAGUGUCAGAUGGGUUGUUUCGAUCACAUGUGUUUAUGUAUCUGAUCUGAUCCAGGAAGAGAUGGAAGGACCUGCUUUUGUCCUUUGCAGGAACAUUGUUUUUCUUGGCCAUAGUGGGUUAUUCCAAAAUGAUGGCUGAUAUAAAGUUAAUUAACUAAUAUCGAGAAACAGUAAUAUGAAAGCCAAGAACAGCUUAAGACAAAUCCCACAAUGAACUUAUGAAAUAAGUGCUAUCUAGAUGUUCGACGGUGGUCUGAAUUCCUUGUCGGGGUUUGGUGUGAUUUAUGAGGGAAAGUAAGGGAGGAGCUCUGGCUCUGUUUAUCUCUGGAGAUCUCCGUAGGUUCAGUGUGAAGUACUGAUAACCUCUGGAGCUUUCCUGGGUAGGGUCCGGAAAGAGUCACGGUGUGUCUCUGCAUUUAUAAACACAGCUCCCGCCCCGUGUCCUGGUAGAACUGUUUACAUGUCAUUGCUCAUAACUGUGCCAGGGUAUUCUGGUAACCUUUUGACCAUCAUUUUCUCAUCGCAAACCUCUAGACUCAAAAUCCUCGGAAGGUCCAUCUCAUUCCCACAACUGGAGCUCAGCAAUGUACAACAACAGCUACUCCCGGGCCACUCUGGGACUGGAGACCAAACACAUCCACAAGGCGAAGAAGGGGAAAAGCUGUGGCUACUACAUGAGGAUCCUCUUCUUCUUCUCGUCUCUGAUCCAGUCCCUCAUCAUUGCCAGUUUGGUGCUCUUCCUGGUGUACGGCCAGCCGGAGAAGACCGCCGAGGAGAAGAGAGUGGAAGAGCUGGAGCUGGCCUUUAACAAGCUCUCCACAGACAACACCAAACUCAGAAAAGACAAAGCUGACCUCACCAGUGCCCUCAAAGCAAAGACUGGAGAGAAGGAUGCAGCAGAUAAAGAAAUAGCAAAACUGAAAAAUGACUUGAACUUGACAACAAUCAAGAGCAGUAACGUGCAGAAGUCUCUUUCUCUUUGUGAGGCCAGUAAAAUAAAGCUUUUGAGCACUCGAAAUACUCCACUCCCAUGUCCACCAAGCAAUAACAAUCAGAACGGUGAAAUAAAAUCUCUAAAUUCUCUUCUGGAACAGCAGAAAGUUCUAUAUGGAAUCCUUAAGAAUAACUUCAGCCAAACGGUGGAGUACCUUAAAGCUGACUUGGACAAUGCAGUGAAGGAUAAAAAUGAACAUCAUAGUCUGGUGAUACAGCUGAGACAAGAAAACCUGAGUCUGAAAUCCCAGCUUGAUGUUUACACCAAGAAAUGCAAAGAAGACUUUGCAGUGUCCCUCCAGGGCAUCCAGACGGUCACAAGUGCCUUCCUGACCAAAAUCGACAACUUCUUUACCAACUCGGUCACGUUUCACCUCACCUGCCCCAAACAGGAAGAACAGAUGGAAAGGAUUCGCUCCAACUGCUCAAGCCUCUCUCGGCAGGUGGAGGACAAGUUCCAGAGCUACCUGGACAGCGUGGGAGCGAAGGUCUCGAGCAUUCAGAAACAGAGCAGCCGUCUGGAAGUACAGAAUGGGGAACUGACUUCAGAACUGGACAUGUGCAAAACGGAUUGGGAAAAAGAGGCUACGGAGAGCAGCAAAAAACUGCAGGAUGCCCAACAGAAGUAUGAUAAGCAACUGGAGCAGCUUCUUAAGGAGCAAAACAGACUGAGGGAAGCCAAAGAACUAGUAGAAGCCAAGCUUGCAGUGAAGGACGCCACAGUUAUAUCGUUGCAAAAUGGCUGCGUACAACAGCCCAAACCUGCUGGUCUUCAACCCCCUGGCACAGCCGGCCUUUAUCCCCCCGCACCUGGUAGGAGCCAUUAACCACUAAAGGCUGGGUGUGGAGAAGGGAAUGAUCUGAAUCCCAAGGGCGGACUCUGAGUUUGUGCGGGAGUUUCCUGAUUUUGAGCCUGUGAUCUGUUUAGUAAAUAAUGUUGUCACUGCGGAUCGCUGUAAAUGCACAUGCACUCUAAUGUUUAGUUCAUUGUAUAGUUGUGUUUCAGCAUCAUGGGCUGUGAACUUGCAUGACAUGAUGUGCUUCUGAGGUCCGAUUCAGUUAUUUAGAAAGGUGCGGACCUAAAAAUGUGAGACUUGCUUUCCUACAAGCAGACAAUUACUAUUAAAUACAAUUUUUCUGUUAAUAUUCCACAUGUGCUAUGAUGUAUAUAAUAUUCUUUACACAUAAUUAUGUUUCAACAAUUACUUGUUUGAACAGAUUUUAAUGUCCUUUAACAGUAUUUUUGUUUUUACAUGUUGGUCUGACUGUCUUGAAUAAAUAAAUU
Messenger RNA from Carassius carassius (crucian carp), 2329 nucleotides. RefSeq names its product plasmalemma vesicle-associated protein-like. Gene Ontology annotation, biological process: regulation of vascular permeability; positive regulation of cellular extravasation. Gene Ontology annotation, cellular component: caveola. NCBI's taxonomy places the organism in Eukaryota, Metazoa, Chordata, Actinopteri, Cypriniformes, Cyprinidae. Bases 636 to 1871 code for a protein of 411 amino acids. The transcript has 5 exons. The record is from RefSeq and is a predicted model, not a curated record.